Mytilus trossulus (common blue mussel) is the source of this 1146-nucleotide messenger RNA. RefSeq names its product neuromedin-K receptor-like. Gene Ontology annotation, molecular function: neuropeptide Y receptor activity; neuropeptide binding. Bases 1 to 1146 code for a protein of 381 amino acids. Gene Ontology annotation, cellular component: plasma membrane; neuron projection. The record is from RefSeq and is a predicted model, not a curated record. Gene Ontology annotation, biological process: G protein-coupled receptor signaling pathway. The transcript has 5 exons. Lineage: Eukaryota; Metazoa; Mollusca; Bivalvia; Mytilida; Mytilidae.
AUGGCAUUUUUUCAAGACGUUGAAAGUUUUAAAACAUUUGUUCAUUUAAAUAACAUUACUAUAUCAGAGAUAAGAGUUAUACAGCAAUAUUAUAAACAAAAUCAACAUUAUGAAUGUCCAGUUAUAGUUAUUGCUUUAUUUGCCGUUGCAUAUGGACUUGUUUCAAUCAUCGCCGUCGUUGGCAAUUCGAUGGUUUUAUUUGUUGUCAAAUCGAGGAAACGAAUGCAAUCUGUCACAAACAUAUUUAUUGCAAACCUUGCUUUUUCCGAUGUACUUCUUGGAAUGUUUUCGACGCCAUUUCAUUUUCAGUCAGCUUUGUUGCAGCGUUGGUUUGUUGCCGAUUUUAUGUGUAAAGUCGCGCCAUUUGUAAAAAGUGUGUCUGUAAAUGUGAGUGUAUGUUCAUUAACACUGAUUGCUAUUGACAGGUGCGUGGCAGUUUUGUUGCCAUUAAAGGCUAGGUUUGCAAACAAAGUUGCUAUUUUGAUUUUAAUUGGCGUGUGGCUAAUUUCCAUCGGAUCUGCGUUGCCAGAGGCAAUUUAUUAUGAGAUCGAAAACCGGUUUAUGCUUGAAGAUUUAACAGACGGCAAGGUUUGCUUACCAGUUUGGCCUACAUAUAAGUUUAAUAUAUCCUACUCAAUUGUACAGCUUUUGAUGCAGUAUGUUAUCCCUUUAUCCGUCAUUUCAUUUUCGUACAUUCGUAUAACACAGCGCUUAUGGCAAAGCACAUUUCCUGGAAUUAAAUCCGGACUUCAUAGGGAUAACAGAAGGCGCAAAAAUAUGAAGAAGAUAACGCUCCAGAAACAAACUUUUAAAGUUGUGAAGAUGUUAAUUAUCGUUGUUUGUCUGUUUGCCUUUUGUUGGUUGCCUUUACAGACCUACAACAUUGUGUACGUGUUCUGGGCUGACACGAUGAAUCGAUUUAAGUAUAUUAACAUCGUUUGGUUAUGUUCCUACUGGUUGGCUAUGAGCAGUGCAUGCUAUAAUCCGUUUAUAUAUGGACUUUUAAAUGAAAAUUUCAAGAAUGAAUACAAGGUUAUCAUGAAAUCAUGCUGCAGAUGGACAACGAACUCCGACAUGUUAGACAUGAGAACACAAACACGAUUUACUCGAAGUACCACUGCGGUCAAGCAGACAAGCUUGCAAUGA